Messenger RNA from Suillus discolor, 1453 nucleotides. RefSeq lists its product as uncharacterized. Bases 1 to 1206 code for a protein of 401 amino acids. The transcript has 10 exons. The record is from RefSeq and is a predicted model, not a curated record. NCBI's taxonomy places the organism in Eukaryota, Fungi, Basidiomycota, Agaricomycetes, Boletales, Suillaceae.
AUGCUUGUCGUUCAUCCUGCAAGUUGCUGUGAUGUCUGCCUUGAUCCCUAUUCCAUCUCCUCAGAAGCUGCUCAUUCUCCACAUGCAAUUGCCUGUGGUCAUAUAUUCUGUCUCACAUGCCUUCGCUCCUUGCCCCUAAGUGCAUGUCCUCUCUGCCGCGAACCUUUCCGGCCAGAUCGUGUCAAGAAACUCUACCUCGCCAAUCCAUCCAAACAAGACGAUGCUGAACAAGAUGCUGAACAAGAUACUAACGAUGAUCAGCAUGCUAGCCUCCUUUUGCAUCGUAUGUCUCUAGUCUCAGGCGAAGACACGCCCGACGCAGAAGCUGUCAAAGUAGUCACCGAGGUGCAAGAAUGGCUGAAAUCUCAAUCGGGUAAUCCAAAUUCUCAUAUUCCACUACGAGCUGCAGUAACCUCCCUCCAGCGAAUCAAAGCUCUUCAAGACCAGAUCGAGCGCGAAAAAGCAGAAUGUUGUCGCCUUCGUGACAAGCUUCGUACCUGCAAACUUUACGCAGACCUCGACUCUAAGACAUCUCGCAUAGUUGAAGAAGGUCUGCUUUCUAGGAUUCAGAAAAUAGAGAAUGAACAUGCUCUAGAGGUGAUCAUUUGGUUGAGCGGCAUUCAUCUGGAAAUCCUUGUAAAAUCUCAACCUCGAUGCUCUAACACCAACAAUCUCAUCCCUCAGCCAAUUCAAUCUCCUCGCGCAGUGGAUUUGGAUAUCCACAUACGGAGGGGACACAAUAUCGCCUUCUCAUUGAUUGUUUUCGUCGAUAUCAUCGAGUUCGCGAUAUCAACCUGGCUCACAUCACAGUUUGAUGUUCAUCAUAACUACUUCAGUCUAGCUGGACGAGACUGCACUCAUUUUAUAUUGUUCACUUCAACAUGGACGCUCAUAUACUCUAGUUACCGCAUUUUUUUCUUUCCUCCUCCAAACAGUAUCUUGGGUAGUAUGACUUUUCAUAUUUUCUUCCUGUGUCUAACAUGGGUCUUCUGGGCCGUGGGCGCUGCAAGUUUAACUGCAGCUCUUGGUGGACAACUGAAUCGCAAUGCCCAAAGCCUUUUCGUGUACAGCGGUCAAAUUAUCGCGCUAGAUGUCUUCGCUUGGGUUAUUUUGGUUCUCGUAACUUUUGCAAUCUUCGUCGUGCACACCCGCGGCAUUCUCGCGGCAAGUCGAGGUGACGGCGCACGCCAGCCGCAGAUUGCCUGAAGGUUGUCCCAUACUGCCGUGGUUACUACCAGCGCGAGACGUCAUCCCUUGUUCCGUUUCUGUUCUAUGUACAACUUAUUUCUGCGUACUCUCCUGACGAUCUGCUUGCUGUACUACCAGUACUUCUUCAUCUACGUCAUGCAUUGCCGUUAUGGCUAUAAUCUUCUCAUUCCUGGCAUUCAUAGUUGAUACUCAUUCCCUCUUACGAUCCAAUGGCAGGAGCCCCACCUAAUUACCAAUCUAUCAC